Molecule: messenger RNA, 1486 nt
Organism: Balaenoptera acutorostrata (minke whale)
Lineage: Eukaryota; Metazoa; Chordata; Mammalia; Artiodactyla; Balaenopteridae
Gene: HS3ST1
Product: heparan sulfate-glucosamine 3-sulfotransferase 1
Exons: 2
Coding region: 299-1234 (311 amino acids)
Molecular function (GO): [heparan sulfate]-glucosamine 3-sulfotransferase activity
Source: RefSeq, a predicted model, not a curated record
GGCUCGCGGGCAGCCACGAACCUCCGCCACUGCCAGGUCUCAGUGGGUGCCUGCGCCCGUGCCUCACCCGCCUGCCCAGGUCGUCCCGAGGCUCGCUCCGCCGGCCGCCGGUGCUCCACGGCGCUGCCCAUGGCCAAGCCCGAGAGCCGACUUCGGGCGCCAGACCGGCUGGAAGGUGGCGCGGCUCAGUAAUCGGAAGCCGGCGACACCCAUGUGUCACUGAUCCGGAGGCAUCCCUCGCGGCAGCGCUUCAUGACCCAGCGGCGCCCCGCCCAGUGAAGCCACCGUGGUGUCCAGCAUGGCCGCGCUGCUCCUGGGCGCGGUGAUGCUGGUGGCCCAGCUCCAGCUAGUGCCUUCCCGCCCCGCCGUGCCCGGGGCCGAGCUGGGCCAGCCGGAGCUUGUGAGGAAAGCGGCGACCUUGCAGGACGAGAUCCGGGAAGGCGCGGCCCCCAACGGCUCCGCCCAGCAGCUGCCGCAGACCAUCAUCAUCGGCGUGCGCAAGGGCGGCACACGCGCGCUGCUGGAGAUGCUCAGCCUGCAUCCCGACGUGGCGGCCGCCGAGAACGAGGUGCACUUCUUCGAUUGGGAGGAGCAUUACAGCCAAGGCCUGGGCUGGUACCUCAGCCAGAUGCCCUUCUCCUCCCCGCACCAGCUCACGGUGGAAAAGACCCCCGCGUACUUCACGUCGCCCAAAGUGCCUGAGCGGGUCCACAGCAUGAACCCGUCCAUCCGGCUGCUGCUCAUCCUGCGGGACCCGUCGGAGCGCGUGCUGUCCGACUACACCCAAGUGUUCUACAACCACGUGCAGAAGCACAAGCCCUACCCGUCCAUCGAGGAGUUCCUGGUGCGUGAUGGCCGGCUCAACGUGGACUACAAGGCCCUCAACCGCAGCCUGUACCACGUGCACAUGCAGAACUGGCUUCGCUUCUUCUCGCUGAGCCGCAUGCACAUCGUGGACGGCGACCGCCUCAUCAGGGACCCCUUCCCCGAGAUCCAAAAGGUCGAGAGGUUCCUGAGGCUGUCGCCGCAAAUCAAUGCCUCGAACUUCUACUUUAACAAAACCAAGGGCUUUUAUUGCCUGCGGGACAGCGGCCGGGACCGCUGCUUACACGAGUCCAAAGGCCGGGCGCACCCCCAAGUCGACCCCAAGCUCCUCAAUAAACUGCAUGAAUAUUUUCACGAGCCAAAUAAGAAAUUCUUCGAGCUUGUCGGCAGAACAUUUGACUGGCACUGAUUUGCGAUAAGCUAGGCUCGGAACCUUUCCUACUGUAAGUUAUAGUGUACAUCUAGGGGGGCAAAAGAAUUUUAAAAGGGCAUUUAAGCUAUAAUUUAUUUGUAAAAUCCAUAAAUUACUUCUGUACAGUAUUAGAUUCACAAUUGCCAUAUAUACUAGUUAUAUUUUUCUACUUGUUAAAUUGAGGGCAUUUUGUAUUGUUUUUCAUGGUUGUUAACAUGUGUAAUAUGUCUCUAUAUGAAGGAACUAAAA